Microthlaspi erraticum is the source of this 342-nucleotide messenger RNA. NCBI's taxonomy places the organism in Eukaryota, Viridiplantae, Streptophyta, Magnoliopsida, Brassicales, Brassicaceae. The record is from the annotation of a GenBank genome assembly.
AUGAUGAAUCCCCCUCUUCCAUCCAAAACCCUAAUCCCCUUCCGAUUUCCAGUCAAAGCCAUUUCGAUUUGUCUAUCUCUUCUCUACUCUCGUUUCCGGACUCAUCGCCUUCGCCGUCCUCAAUUGGCCGCUCCUUCGAUCGAGCUCUCGAGAAAGCUCUCGCCUCCGCCUCCAGUCAUGUCUCCGCUCAAGAUCUCCUCCUCGAUCGCACUGUCGAACUCGCCUCCCUUCUUCUCGAGUCUACUCAACGAUGUUACCGGAAGCGAGCCACCGUUCACAAUUCCAAUUCCUGGCCUUUCCCUCAAGACCUCACCAUUAAGGUUAAAACAAUUGCAUUAUUGA